AUGUCCCCGAACAACUACAACCCGUACAGCCACCCGUAUCAACAAAGUUCGGCGCAACAAUACGCAGCAUAUCAUACAGCAUCUGCCGCGAACAAUAUCGCGCAACCCGCCCACCAGUACAAACAGCCACCGACGACUCAGACACAGGACUAUAUGUCCUAUCAGCCUCAAUCGUAUGCGAAUCACAAUAGUGGAUACGGCACGGCACAAGAUAACCAAUUGGGUAAUAGCAACUAUGGAGGGACACGAGAGACAACUAGAGGCGCCGCCGAAGUCCUGCGUAGUAUGAGUAGCUCGACGCCGUGUACGAAUAACGCUGCGCCUACGAACGCCCAACCCGGAACCACCGCGAUCAACACCGCCUCCCCGCACACCAGCCGCUAUGCCGCCGGCAGCUCGCACUCGCCCCUGGUGCAGGCGCAACAACCCCAUGCCGUCUACGAGCAAUCGCAAGCGCGACCACACAGUGUCAACAACAACCGCGCGCAGCCAGCAACUCGGGGUUUACCAUCACCAGCCAAUGUGGCAGGUUACCCUUCGCAGAGAACCCAAACGAUAUAUAAUUCGCAACAACGGCGAACUGCCAGCCCAGCCCAACCUCAGUACAAUACCGCGCCUGUUAGUAAUACGCGAAGCGCGGGUAUGUCUGCUACAACGAGCCAACAGUAUGACGACUACAGCGCUCGACAACCUGCCGGUGUGGAAACCUCGCGUAACUCUCAGAACGCCACACCACCGACGGCUUAUAACUACGGCAAGGCGCAAAUGCCUUCCGCGAUUGCGCUUCCUGCGCCUGCACUGUCUGCUAGCAUGGCAGACACUCACAGUGUCCAGGGCACUACCACAGUGGACCCAAUGGCAGUCUACGAUCCAUGGCCAGAAUACCAGCGGAAGCAGGCCACACAAAAGGCGAUUGAAGAUGCAGCACGUGCAGAAGAAGAGAAGAUUGCGGAGGAGGCGCGUCAAGUAGAGGAGCAAAAGAAAGAGGAGGCCAGAUUACGCCAGUCACAGCCAAAGUCGAAAGGAAAGAAAGCCCAAGAGCAGCAAGCGGGUGCUCCGGAAGCGGCACCUGCGACAUCUAGCGACUCUGGUGGCCCUGCUGAAGCACUGGAGAGUGAGAUUCGAGCAAUGAUGGCUAAAAUGAGAGAGCUGAAUAGUAAAGACCCAGCACUUCUAGCCAAAAUCUGGGAAGAAGAACGUAGGGCGAGAGCGCCCAGAUCUCCUACCGUGGACGAUAGGCCCGCACCUCAAUCUGCCACUCUGCAACCGGUACAAGUUUCUCAAGCCUCCGCUCCACAAGUCACGAACUCGAACAAAAAGGCGACACCCAAACAAAAGGUGAAUGCGAGUAUCUCAAAGCCAGCGACUCCUGCCAUAGCCCAAGCUGUCCCUAUCAAAGAAGUACAGCCAAACAGCAAUAUCACUCAACCAACUGGCAACACGGUUUGGCCGCCUGAGAAGAAGGCUCAUCUGGCGAGCGCAGCAGCGGCAUAUCUCAACACUCUAAAUUUCGCCCACCAAGUCGAACCUGGCCAGAUAUUGAGUCUAUUGAACAGCAACCCUUCUUACAUCGAACUAUGCGAACAACUAGAGAAGAUGGGUCUGAAGCUAGACCGCGCUGUAUUCGCGAAGAGCUUACUUACAGCGGUACCAGAUGUGAAUUCAGCAUCCCGCAAAUCUGUACAGCCUGCACCAGUUCCUGCCCAGAGACCACCGGUCCCACCUGCCGUCAUGAAAAAGGACGUUGCGACUUCUGUCGCGCCAAGCCCACAACACGCACCCGCAGCUCCCUCACCAGCGAAUGGAAGCUCUCACCCGUCUUUUCCAGGGAGCGCGUCGCCUGCACCUGCAUCUGUCGCGGAGAUGGUGCCAAUCAGACCCGAGCUAAGGAAGCCAGCAAACAAAGAAGAAGCAGCACGAAAGCGUAAUCUGAGUGAUCUGGUCGACCUGACUCAGUUAUCAGAAGACGAGGACAUGGGGCCGCCGCAAAAGAGGAUAAACUCAGAUGCAUACGCAUCUCCAUACCCUCAUCUCCAAGACACUAUGGCCGUCGACGAGGUGCCUUCUACACCAAACUUUCCCAUUGCAAACACUCCUUCCUAUCAGCCUCAAUCACCUGCGCCUCAGCUGAUGCAGACUUCUACCGAACAACUUCGUUAUGUGACUCUUGUUGAGCCAUUAGACAGAAAGAAAGCGCUUCGUCGCAACACUUACAACCCUGCCACAAUAGCACGAGAUGUGCUUCUCGCUUGUGGAAGGCAUCCGUUAGAGCGCAGCUUGAAUCAACAUCUAGAUGGUUUGAGGACUACGUUACCACAAAUAGGGUUCGAUUCAGAUCUCAGUACAAUCAAAUGGAACGUCAUCGACCCAGGAAGACCUCCGCCGGGAUAUUUCAAAGACGGUGUUCAAGCCUUGACCGAGGAUGCAGACGAUGAAGAUGCUUCAGACGACGAGAACGAGUCGCGCACCCGCGCUCCGCCUAACGCCAUUGGCGGUGAAGGUGGGGCGCACAAGGCCCAAGCUUUACCUGAAGGCAUCAAUCCGUUUAAGCAGAAGCGCCGCGGUCGUCCUCCACGACACUCUUUCCCUGACGGUGCACCAGCAACACCCAAACGCCCAAGCAGUCCCGCUUCUAUGAGUUCAAGUGUGCCUCGUCCCACCUCUGGUGCCGCUGGCGUUGGGUAUCAAGCUUUCCGGUCAGCCACAGAGUACGGAUCUGAUGGCAAACCACUGCCAAAAAAGAAGGGCCGUCCAGUUGGAUGGCGGAAAGCUAUUCAUGGCUCUCCUGCUGCACAAGCUCAACCGUCAACGAAUGGUCAUACCGGUCCUCGCAAGAAGCAACCAACGCAGCCAAGCGCUCUGCGCAACGAACCCAUUCAGAUCAGUUCAAGAUCACCAAGUGUUGCGAACGGUCUUCCGCGAUACCAAUCGUAUAAAUGCAAGUGGCAACACUGCCAAGCUGAUCUGCACAAUCUAGAGACACUUCAGAAGCAUAUUUACAAGGUACAUCGCAAGGAGACAGUUAACAAUACUUUGGAAUGCUUGUGGGACGAUUGCGGAAAAGAGGUCACGAACUACGACCCUAUGACAAACAUGAGCAUUGAACGCCACCAGACGUAUUCCUUCGACCUAGAGAGCAACUGGCGUGAUCAUAUACAGCAAGCCCACAUUAGUCCGCUAUCGUGGCAGCUUGGUGAUGGGCCGGCCGCUGGUCUCUCUGACUCGCACGAUUCUGAGGCAUAUCUCAGCGAUGCACAAGGACGACAGGUCACUCCACGCAUCACUGUCGACCCCGCGCGCAUAGAAGCACUGAGCAUGUUGCCACAAGCACCUAUAGCUAGCGGUCGCGGUCGCGGGCGUCCACCCAAGCGUACAGUGGAGCAAGAAGCCCACGAUGCAUAUGGUAGACUCGUGUCUCUCAAGAGGCGUAUUGGUGGACCCGGGAUGGAUCGUGGAGGUGUAACACUCGCGAACGAUAAGCGUCGACGAGGCUUUAUUGAAACCGAUGAAAUGGAGGAGGAGCUGGUAGAUGUUGAGGACUGA
Alternaria arborescens is the source of this 3543-nucleotide messenger RNA. RefSeq lists its product as hypothetical. NCBI's taxonomy places the organism in Eukaryota, Fungi, Ascomycota, Dothideomycetes, Pleosporales, Pleosporaceae. The transcript is spliced from 2 exons. The record is from RefSeq and is a predicted model, not a curated record. Gene Ontology annotation, molecular function: DNA binding. The coding region runs from base 1 to 3543 and encodes 1180 amino acids.